Molecule: messenger RNA, 8289 nt
Organism: Rhea pennata
Lineage: Eukaryota; Metazoa; Chordata; Aves; Rheiformes; Rheidae
Product: trichohyalin-like
Exons: 3
Coding region: 1-8289 (2762 amino acids)
Biological process (GO): regulation of phosphatidylinositol 3-kinase/protein kinase B signal transduction; positive regulation of cell cycle G1/S phase transition; cellular response to cytokine stimulus
Cellular component (GO): cytoplasm
Molecular function (GO): calcium ion binding; calcium-dependent protein binding; transition metal ion binding
Source: RefSeq, a predicted model, not a curated record
AUGUCUCACUUCUUAGAUAGCAUUUCCACCAUCAUUAGCAUCUUUUACCAACAUGCAAAGGAAGAUGGAGAUGGCUCCAUCCUCAGCAGAAGGGAGAUGAAAGACUUUAUCCUGAAGCAGUUUGCAGAUGUCAUAGCGAACGCACGUGAUCCUCAAACAAUUGACAAGGUUCUGCAGUUUCUUGAAUGGGAUGGUGAUGGGAAAAUAGAUUUUAAUGAGUUCCUACUUUUGGUAUUCAGAGUGGCUAAGGCCUGCUACUGGUAUGUGCAGAAGGGACAAUGUCUUCUGCAAAAAACAAAGCUAAUAACCAGUGGGAAGUCACUCCGAGAGCCUGAAAUUAGUAACAGAGGGAGCCAACGUCAGCUCCAGGAAGAGGAACCACAAAUCUGUGAGCGUAAUCGCCAUCCACCCUAUGAACCUGAACCACAACGAGACACCAGGGUUCACAAGCUUGACAUCGUAGAGGGAAUGGGGAAUCAUCACCAGCAAUGUAACACACAAAGCAGAAAUGAUGCAAAAAAAAGCAGCAAAUCUGAGGAGACAACCUCUCAAGCAUAUGAAGAACGAAGCCAAAAGCCAUGCAACCAACCUAACAUUUGCCAGCCACCCGAGCUGGACAGACAAGAAGAUAUAGAGAGAUUGCAACUAAACAAACACAGCAGCUUGCAGGCACGUCAGCCUGAACAGCAGGCAGAUGAGAGACGAAAUCAAGAGGGACCUCAGACAGAACAACUAGCAGACGUGAAGAGUCAAAACCAGCCAUGUAAAUCUAAAGCACUGCCAAACUGGUGGAGUACUCAUGAGCCACAUGACCCAGCACCACAAAUGUAUAAUCAAGAAAACGAUUAUCCACAAGACCAAGAGAAAGUGCAAUAUGGAAGGAGCAGCCAUUGGCCACAGGAGUCAGAACAAGAAGCAAAUAGAGGAAGUCACAAUCGGUCACGUAAGCCUGAAUUACCUACAAAUGAGAGAAGCCGCUAUCACUUCUGUGAGCUGCAAAAAACAAGAUCUGAACGUAGCAGCCGUCAGCCACAUGAACCAAAAUGCCUAGAUUUACAGAGAAGUCAUCAAAAACAAAAGGAAGAAGAACAACCAAAUCUAAGGAGUCAAAACUCAUCAUGUGGACCAGAGAGGGAGAGGAAGAACAUUCGCUCUCGCGAGCUGCAGGCUGAGGUCUCCGAGAGCAGCACACGCCAGACACGGGAGAGAGAAGAGCGAGGCCCCCUCACCACGUACGAACGCACUCGUCGGACCACAGAAGAGGCAGCGGAAGCAGACCUGAGGGUUCGCCGUGUCUCCCAGGAUCCCGAGCCACGUGGGGACUCAACUAGGAGGGACCGUUCCCGACAUGGUGAAGUAGUGGAGGACGAGAGGACGAUUUGCCAGGGACAAGAGCUGGAAGAGCCAGAGAGGGAGAGGAGGAACGUUCGCUCUCGCGAGCUGCAGGCUGAGGUCUCCGAGAGCAGCACACGCCAGACACGGGAGAGAGAAGAGCGAGGCCCCCUCACCACGUACGAACGGGCCCGUCGGACCACAGAAGAGGCAGCGGAAGCAGACCUGAGGGUUCGCCGUGUCUCCCAGGAUCCCGAGCCACGUGGGGACUCAACUAGGAGGGACCGUUCCCGACAUGGUGAAGUAGUGGAGGACAGGAGGAGGAUUCGCCAGGGACAAGAGCUGGAAGAGCCAGAGAGGGAGAGGAGGAACGUUCGCUCUCGCGAGCUGCAGGCUGAGGUCUCCGAGAGCAGCACACGCCAGACACGGGAGAGAGAAGAGCGAGGCCCCCUCACCACGUACGAACGCACUCGUUGGACCACAGAAGAGGCAGCGGAAGCAGACCUGAGGGUUCGCCGUGUCUCCCAGGAUCCCGAGCCACGUGGGGACUCAACUAGGAGGGACCGUUCCCGACAUGGUGAAGUAGUGGAGGACGAGAGGACGAUUUGCCAGGGACAAGAGCUGGAAGAGCCAGAGAGGGAGAGGACGAACGUUCGCUCUCGCGAGCUGCAGGCUGAGGUCUCCGAGAGCAGCACACGCCAGACACGGGAGAGAGAAGAGCGAGGCCCCCUCACCACGUACGAACGGGCCCGUCGGACCACAGAAGAGGCAGCGGAAGCAGACCUGAGGGUUCGCCGUGUCUCCCAGGAUCCCGAGCCACGUGGGGACUCAACUAGGAGGGACCGUUCCCGACACGGUGAAGUAGUGGAGGACAGGAGGACGAUUUGCCAGGGACAAGAGCUGGAAGAGCCAGAGAGGGAGAGGACGAACAUUCGCUCUCGCGAGCUGCAGGCUGAGGUCUCCAAGAGCAGCACACGCCAGACACGGGAGAGAGAAGAGCGAGGCCCCCUCACCACGUACGAACGGGCCCGUCGGACCACAGAAGAGGCAGCGGAAGCAGACCUGAGGGUUCGCCGUGUCUCCCAGGAUCCCGAGCCACGUGGGGACUCAACUAGGAGGGACCGUUCCCGACAUGGUGAAGUAUUGGAGGACAGGAGGAGGAUUUGCCAGGGACAAGAGCUGGAAGAGCCAGAGAGGGAGAGGACGAACAUUCGCUCUCGCGAGCUGCAGGCUGAGGUCUCCGAGAGCAGCACACGCCAGACACGGGAGAGAGAAGAGCGAGGCCCCCUCACCACAUACGAACGCACUCGUUGGACCACAGAAGAGGCAGCGGAAGCAGACCUGAGGGUUCGCCGUGUCUCCCAGGAUCCCGAGCCACGUGGGGACUCAACUAGGAGGGACCGUUCCCGACAUGGUGAAGUAGUGGAGGACAGGAGGAGGAUUCGCCAGGGACAAGAGCUGGAAGAGCCAGAGAGGGAGAGGACGAACAUUCGCUCUCGCGAGCUGCAGGCUGAGGUCUCCGAGAGCAGCACACGCCAGACACGGGAGAGAGAAGAGCGAGGCCCCCUCACCACGUACGAACGCACUCGUUGGACCACAGAAGAGGCAGCGGAAGCAGACCUGAGGGUUCGCCGUGUCUCCCAGGAUCCCGAGCCACGUGGGGACUCAACUAGGAGGGACCGUUCCCGACACGGUGAAGUAGUGGAGGACGAGAGGACGAUUUGCCAGGGACAAGAGCUGGAAGAGCCAGAGAGGGAGAGGACGAACGUUCGCUCUCGCGAGCUGCAGGCUGAGGUCUCCGAGAGCAGCACACGCCAGACACGGGAGAGAGAAGAGCGAGGCCCCCUCACCACGUUCGAACGCACUCGUUGGACCACAGAAGAGGCAGCGGAAGCAGACCUGAGGGUUCGCCGUGUCUCCCAGGAUCCCGAGCCACGUGGGGACUCAACUAGGAGGGACCGUUCCCGACACGGUGAAGUAGUGGGGGACGAGAGGAGGAUUUGCCAGGGACAAGAGCUGGAAGAGCCAGAGAGGGAGAGGAGGAACGUUCGCUCUCGCGAGCUGCAGGCUGAGGUCUCCGAGAGCAGCACACGCCAGACACGGGAGAGAGAAGAGCGAGGCCCCCUCACCACGUACGAACGCACUCGUUGGACCACAGAAGAGGCAGCGGAAGCAGACCUGAGGGUUCGCCGUGUCUCCCAGGAUCCCGAGCCACGUGGGGACUCAACUAGGAGGGACCGUUCCCGACAUGGUGAAGUAGUGGAGGAUGAGAGGACGAUUUGCCAGGGACAAGAGCUGGAAGAGCCAGAGAGGGAGAGGAGGAACGUUCGCUCUCGCGAGCUGCAGGCUGAGGUCUCCGAGAGCAGCACACGCCAGACACGGGAGAGAGAAGAGCGAGGCCCCCUCACCACGUACGAACGCACUCGUUGGACCACAGAAGAGGCAGCGGAAGCAGACCUGAGGGUUCGCCGUGUCUCCCAGGAUCCCGAGCCACGUGGGGACUCAACUAGGAGGGACCGUUCCCGACACGGUGAAGUAGUGGAGGACAGGAGGACGAUUUGCCAGGGACAAGAGCUGGAAGAGCCAGAGAGGGAGAGGACGAACAUUCGCUCUCGCGAGCUGCAGGCUGAGGUCUCCAAGAGCAGCACACGCCAGACACGGGAGAGAGAAGAGCGAGGCCCCCUCACCACGUACGAACGGGCCCGUCGGACCACAGAAGAGGCAGCGGAAGCAGACCUGAGGGUUCGCCGUGUCUCCCAGGAUCCCGAGCCACGUGGGGACUCAACUAGGAGGGACCGUUCCCGACACGGUGAAGUAGUGGAGGACAGGAGGACGAUUUGCCAGGGACAAGAGCUGGAAGAGCCAGAGAGGGAGAGGAGGAACAUUCGCUCUCGUGAGCUGCAGGCUGAGGUCUCCGAGAGCAGCACACGCCAGACACGGGAGAGAGAAGAGCGAGGCCCCCUCACCACGUACGAACGCACUCGUUGGACCACAGAAGAGGCAGCGGAAGCAGACCUGAGGGUUCGCCGUGUCUCCCAGGAUCCCGAGCCACGUGGGGACUCAACUAGGAGGGACCGUUCCCGACACGGUGAAGUAGUGGGGGACGAGAGGAGGAUUCGCCAGGGACAAGACCUGGAAGAGCCAGAGAGGGAGAGGAGGAACAUUCGCUCUCGCGAGCUGCAGGCUGAGGUCUCCGAGAGCAGCACACGCCAGACACGGGAGAGAGAAGAGCGAGGCCCCCUCACCACGUUCGAACGCACUCGUUGGACCACAGAAGAGGCAGCGGAAGCAGACCUGAGGGUUCGCCGUGUCUCCCAGGAUCCCGAGCCACGUGGGGACUCAACUAGGAGGGACCGUUCCCGACAUGGUGAAGUAGUGGAGGACGAGAGGACGAUUUGCCAGGGACAAGAGCUGGAAGAGCCAGAGAGGGAGAGGACGAACGUUCGCUCUCGCGAGCUGCAGGCUGAGGUCUCCGAGAGCAGCACACGCCAGACACGGGAGAGAGAAGAGCGAGGCCCCCUCACCACGUACGAACGCACUCGUUGGACCACAGAAGAGGCAGCGGAAGCAGACCUGAGGGUUCGCCGUGUCUCCCAGGAUCCCGAGCCACGUGGGGACUCAACUAGGAGGGACCGUUCCCGACACGGUGAAGUAGUGGAGGACGAGAGGACGAUUUGCCAGGGACAAGAGCUGGAAGAGCCAGAGAGGGAGAGGAGGAACGUUCGCUCUCGCGAGCUGCAGGCUGAGGUCUCCGAGAGCAGCACACGCCAGACACGGGAGAGAGAAGAGCGAGGCCCCCUCACCACGUACGAACGCACUCGUUGGACCACAGAAGAGGCAGCGGAAGCAGACCUGAGGGUUCGCCGUGUCUCCCAGGAUCCCGAGCCACGUGGGGACUCAACUAGGAGGGACCGUUCCCGACAUGGUGAAGUAGUGGAGGACGAGAGGACGAUUUGCCAGGGACAAGAGCUGGAAGAGCCAGAGAGGGAGAGGAGGAACUUUCGCUCUCGCGAGCUGCAGGCUGAGGUCUCCGAGAGCAGCACACGCCAGACACGGGAGAGAGAAGAGCGAGGCCCCCUCACCACGUACGAACGGGCCCGUCGGACCACAGAAGAGGCAGCGGAAGCAGACCUGAGAGUUCGCCGUGUCUCCCAGGAUCCCGAGCCACGUGGGGACUCAACUAGGAGGGACCGUUCCCGACAUGGUGAAGUAGUGGAGGACAGGAGGAGGAUUCGCCAGGGACAAGAGCUGGAAGAGCCAGAGAGGGAGAGGAGGAACGUUCGCUCUCGCGAGCUGCAGGCUGAGGUCUCCGAGAGCAGCACACGCCAGACACGGGAGAGAGAAGAGCGAGGCCCCCUCACCACGUACGAACGCACUCGUUGGACCACAGAAGAGGCAGCGGAAGCAGACCUGAGGGUUCGCCGUGUCUCCCAGGAUCCCGAGCCACGUGGGGACUCAACUAGGAGGGACCGUUCCCGACAUGGUGAAGUAGUGGAGGACAGGAGGACGAUUUGCCAGGGACAAGAGCUGGAAGAGCCAGAGAGGGAGAGGACGAACAUUCGCUCUCGCGAGCUGCAGGCUGAGGUCUCCGAGAGCAGCACACGCCAGACACGGGAGAGAGAAGAGCGAGGCCCCCUCACCACGUACGAACGGGCCCGUCGGACCACAGAAGAGGCAGCGGAAGCAGACCUGAGGGUUCGCCGUGUCUCCCAGGAUCCCGAGCCACGUGGGGACUCAACUAGGAGGGACCGUUCCCGACAUGGUGAAGUAGUGGAGGACGAGAGGACGAUUUGCCAGGGACAAGAGCUGGAAGAGCCAGAGAGGGAGAGGAGGAACGUUCGCUCUCGCGAGCUGCAGGCUGAGGUCUCCGAGAGCAGCACACGCCAGACACGGGAGAGAGAAGAGCGAGGCCCCCUCACCACGUACGAACGCACUCGUUGGACCACAGAAGAGGCAGCGGAAGCAGACCUGAGGGUUCGCCGUGUCUCCCAGGAUCCCGAGCCACGUGGGGACUCAACUAGGAGGGACCGUUCCCGACAUGGUGAAGUAGUGGAGGACAGGAGGAGGAUUCGCCAGGGACAAGAGCUGGAAGAGCCAGAGAGGGAGAGGACGAACAUUCGCUCUCGCGAGCUGCAGGCUGAGGUCUCCAAGAGCAGCACACGCCAGACACGGGAGAGAGAAGAGCGAGGCCCCCUCACCACGUACGAACGCACUCGUUGGACCACAGAAGAGGCAGCGGAAGCAGACCUGAGGGUUCGCCGUGUCUCCCAGGAUCCCGAGCCACGUGGGGACUCAACUAGGAGGGACCGUUCCCGACAUGGUGAAGUAGUGGGGGACGAGAGGAGGAUUCGCCAGGGACAAGAGCUGGAAGAGCCAGAGAGGGAGAGGACGAACAUUCGCUCUCGCGAGCUGCAGGCUGAGGUCUCCGAGAGCAGCACACGCCAGACAUGGGAGAGAGAAGAGCCAGGAGCCAUGAGCACCCAGAGUGAAGUCUAUGAGAGAACUUUCCACACCCUAAGAGAGCCAGAACAAGAGUGUGAUAUUUCCCCGUACCCUCAUUCAGGUGGGUUACAGCAUGAGGGAUGUAAGAGGAACCCCAGUGCGUCCACAGGGCUUCACGACAAAACGAAUUACAUGCCAUUACACGAGCAAGAAACAUCAGUGCAUGAACUUAUCAGGCACCCAUCACGCGAUCGUGAAGGAAGAGGGGAUGAGCGGAGCCUCUACCAAACAGUGGAGUUGCAUACAAAGGACCUCACCCCACCAGGAGAUUCGGAGUCUAUUGCAGAAGUGAGUAGCCGUUAUCUCCCUCAUGAGGUAGAUGUACAGCCAGAUAUGAAGGUCCUCCCUCAGCAUUGCAAGCCUCACACUUUGGCAUACUUGAUCCACGUGAUCCAGAAACUAAACAAUCCCGAAGCAGCCACCUAUGAGAUUGUCCACCACCAUCCCAAUGACCUGGGCCAACCAGUUUAUGUGAUGAAAUGCUAUGUAUCACGCCAGUCUCCAGCAGUCCCACGUGAAAGGAGCAGCCGCCAGGAUCCAGAACCCAGGGAAGACAAGAGAAAACCAGGGGGAACUCAGGAGCAUGAACCCCCGCAGUGUAAAGGCACACGUGUUUUGGAACCAUGUGUGGUCAGGAAUGGUAGCCAGGAGCCAACUGUUUCCAGCCCCCAGAAAAGAAAAGGAGACCUCAAUGAGCCACACGAGUGUGAGCAGCAGGAGAAUAGAAAAAGCUCCUGUCAGCAGGAGAGGGCUGAAAGAGAAGCGAAGGAGUGGGCACGUCAGGAAUCACCAUCAGAUAGCAUUAAGGGUGAACUUCAUCAAGCAUGCAAGACUGAACCCAGAGAGGAUGGGAGGGACAACCGGUGUCCAAGGAUGCCUGACUCCAAAAUGGAACUGCAGCGAAAUGGAUCAACAGCCUCUGGGGAGCAGGUCUCGUGGGAGCCCAAAUCCAGCUGCCGCCCAGCAGGUGAGUCCCCAGCGCCAGGGGAGGAGGGAAGCCAGCCUCAGCUGCAGGAGGGCAAAUCACCCCACGGAGAGGCAAGUCAGCAGGGGAAUGAGCAUGAGGAAGAGGCCAAGAGCCGCCUACCUCCAUCCCAGGCAUCUGAAUGGAACCAGGACCCAGAGGCCCAGGACCAGGCUCCAGAGCUGCAGCUGCAGGAAAGUGGAGGGUACCAGGCACCAGCAUGCAAGUCAGGCCAGCGAGCUGCAGAAGAGACCUGUCCACAACCACCCUCGAGGAAUGAAGCUGGUCGCCGUCAGCAGGAUGCAGAGAGGAACAGUCACCUGCAACAGGAGGAAAACAGCAAGAGGAGCUACCGCCAAGCAGGCAAGUCCAGAGCCCAAGGGGAAGAGGAACUACAUCUUUGCACCAAGCAGAGCCAGGGCCCCCCCAGCCCUCCAGGCUUACAGGAGGCACCAAGUUAUCGUGGUGUGGAUGAGGCCAAGGAAUCUUAA